Messenger RNA from Scaptodrosophila lebanonensis, 2881 nucleotides. It is a transcript of the gene 5PtaseI, whose product is annotated as inositol polyphosphate-5-phosphatase A. The record is from RefSeq and is a predicted model, not a curated record. The transcript is spliced from 8 exons. The coding region runs from base 100 to 2310 and encodes 736 amino acids. Gene Ontology annotation, molecular function: inositol-polyphosphate 5-phosphatase activity. Lineage: Eukaryota; Metazoa; Arthropoda; Insecta; Diptera; Drosophilidae. Gene Ontology annotation, biological process: phosphatidylinositol dephosphorylation.
AGUUGCGCUAGUGCUAAUAGGAAAUGCUUAAGUAAAUAUGUACUUACAUUUUGGAUCCAUUGCGGUCCAUUCAAUUAUUGAUUGAAAUAAACAAUUUGUAUGCAUGUAGCACAGCCAUUCCAGCCUAAUCCUCGCAUACUUGAACCAUAUAUGUACAUAUGUAUGUAUGUACAUGCAUAUGUAUCUAUACAGAAGUUUAAUUUAUUUAUGGUAAAAAACGAAAAGGAAAUGGAAACGAAAUGCGAUACUAAAUUACUGCUAGUAACAGCAAAUGUGGGUAGCUUAUUUGAAGAUCCGUCCAGGCUCCAACAAAUAUGGCUAAAAGAAUUUUUAUCAAAGGUAUCAGAAAUCCAACCAAUGUUUGUGGGCUUACAUCUUCAAGAGGUGGGCGGGAAAACAUACGAAAAGUCAAUGGAAUUCGUUCAGGAAUUCAUUCAGUCUUUAUGCGAUUCUAUGACGGAUUACACAUUUGUGCGAAUUUAUAUGGAUGAAGAUUUUAAGUCCGCUGAACACUUCACAGCGCUAGGAAACAUGUACUUUGUUCACACAGACCUGCAAAGUCUACGGGUUUGGAACUUCUUAACGCAUGAUUGGGAGAACAAUUUAAACAAAACUGAAGAUAAGCACGUUUACUCUGGCAAUAUUGAAACGAUUCCAACCAAGGAUAAAUCUAAAUUUCCUCAACAUUUUUUUCCAGAAUGCAAAUGGUCCCGAAAAGGAUUUAUGCGAACCCGGUGGGAAAUUAAUGGUACUGCUAUUGAUCUAGUCAACAUACACUUAUUUCAUGAUGCAUCAAAUUUAGCUGCAUGUGAAGAAUUUCCAUCUGUUUACUGUAAGACCAGAAGAAGAGCCUUGGUACACACAUUGGAACGCUUCUACUUGGAUGAUAAAAAUGGCACAGUACCGUUUUUUCUAUUUGGAGACUUUAAUUUUAGAUGUGACACUGAAGGUGUUGUAAAAGAGUUAACUCAAAACUUAACCAUACAUCGCGUCCAAAGUGUGAAAAAUGAAAACACUAAAGUCCACUAUCGCAACAUCACUGGUAACAAUGUACUUACAGUGGGAAAAAAGGAAUUUAGUCAUGCAGAUCAUCAAUUAAAAUUUAAGGAAGAUUGGUUAAAGAAUUUUGAUAGAGAACUGGAGCCACUCAAGGAUAUUUUGAUAGAAUACCCAAUAACCUUUGUUCCGUCAUAUCCCUUUGAGGAGGAUCCCGAAAUGCCUACUGAUUAUAUGUCAACGCGUUGUCCGUCUUGGUGUGAUCGCAUUUUGAUGAGUCCUCAUGUAAAAGAUGUAUUAACCGAGGAUUGGGAACAGAUGAAUUAUCAAAAAAGAUACAACUUGAUCGGAGAGGCUGUGUGCAUGGGCGACCAUAAGCCCGUUUACCUAACAGUUCAUCUAAAACCAAACAAAGGUACUUAUAACAAACGCAAUUGUCAUACAAGUACGGCUUACAAUAAACUUCUUUGCGAAUUCUCGGAGUUUGCACAAGAAAUGCAAGUUAAUACGGAGCUUACAUCAAGCAAUUUAGCAGGAAGUUUAAGUCGCAAGAGCUCAAUUCACUUACAAACGGUUGAUCAGGACCUACUAAGUCCUAGUCGAAAUGUGAAUUCAGAGAACGCGUCGUCCAAUCAUUCUGCUGUUAGUAUUAAUAUAAUUGAUUCGGAUAAUAUCUAUGUGUGCAUAUGUUCACAAUUAUCUAACAGUAGUACCUUGAAAACUGAAUAUUAUGGAACAGUCGAAGCCAACGGAAUGAUUUGUCCGGUGUGUCGCAAUAUUAUUAAAAAGCAAUCACUCGAUCAUCGCUACAAAUUAAUAUCAAAACGCGUAAUCCUCUCUGAAAACAUAAUAGUGAAUCGAAUCGAUACACAGCAUCUCAACACUCCCUUCGAUUAUCAGCUUGAUGAUCCCUAUACUCCCGAAAGUAUCGAAUCUCAUUCGCCAUACCCAGAUGUAAAUAGUAUCUCCACAACCACCUCAAGUACAAGUCCGGUCGGACGCAUAUCACCAAGCUUGCAGAUUUCUGUAGCAACUGAAGGUCUGGCUAACGGCGUAUUUAAAAACAAGAAAACUCAGGACAACUACAACGUCUUUGGUUUAACCAAGGUGGAAACAUCAAUUCAAACCAACAGCAGAGAACAUCAGUUAAGGGGUACUGUAACGCCUGGACAACUUAAGUCACGAUUAGAAGAUUUACAACGUUUGUCUAUAAAUAAUAUGUCUGCAGAAAACGAAAGCAGAGUUACUAUUGGAAAUACUAACGACCAGAGACGCGACUUAAAGCUUCUUCCUAAAUGCUGCAAUAUUCAAUAGCAUUUCUAUAUUAAAUAUUUUAAAAAUUAGCAAAGAUUUUCCGUUCUUCAUUUUAAUUUACACUUUUAUAAUUAUUUAUCAGUUAAGUAAUACUAUGUAAUGAAUUUGUAUAUCACCAUUAACAAAUGAGAUCGUACGAAUCGUUAUGCUAGGCAAUUUGAAUGUGCCAUAACUAUUACGAAAGUAUUCAAGGUAUUUAAUUACUACAUAUGUGUUAUUAUCGCAUGUCAGCGACUUAAAUUCAAUUUUUGUACACAAAGCCAUCUAUCUAACGAUGCACUUAUAGUACAUAUGUACACAUACUUAAUGUGUGUUCAUACCAGUUAGGCACAAUACUUACAUACCUUCUAAAUAUUGACACCUUCCUCAGGCACAGCUUACCGUGCACUAUGCAGGAUAAAGUAUUCCUGCAAGAAACUAAUUAAUUUUAUACAGAUUUUAAUUCCACCUAAAUAAGGGGUGUAAACCAAUAUAGAAAUUAAAUGUAACGUUUGUUUUUUGGUCUGCUUUUUAAAUUGUUAUGUAGUGUUUUUUUUUUAGUAAGUGUUAUGUAAUAAACAAAAUAUUUGUA